Molecule: messenger RNA, 2075 nt
Organism: Nicotiana attenuata
Lineage: Eukaryota; Viridiplantae; Streptophyta; Magnoliopsida; Solanales; Solanaceae
Product: serine/threonine-protein kinase HT1-like
Exons: 6
Coding region: 564-1622 (352 amino acids)
Biological process (GO): protein phosphorylation
Molecular function (GO): protein kinase activity; ATP binding
Source: RefSeq, a predicted model, not a curated record
UAAAUAAAUAAUAAAUAAUCGACCCUCCCGCAGUUUCUUCUUCACACACACAUCACCUUCCUCCUCACGGCUUUAUCUUUUUCUUUGCAGAUCAAGAACCCAAAAUAAAAAUAAAAAUUAUAUAUACAGAAAACUGACUACGCGUUGAGAGCAAAGCAACUUAAAAAUAAAGUCUUUACCACUAACUAAAGUCUCCAUCUUUCAUUUUCUUUCACCUUAUUCUAUUCAUUAGCAGCAUCUUCACUCCUUCAGCCUAUUUAUCCAGAAAAAAAUAUUUUCUUGAUCUACUAUUUUUGUGACCAGUUUUGUUUAAUUUUAAGUGAACCAGCUGAAAAUUCUGGUGCUUCUUGUUGUGAUAUUAUGUGGGGUUCAUUUUCUGUUGUUUAAAAGCAUAAAAGUAGUACUAAGUUUUUAUUGUUCAUGUCAUAAAGGCCAAAGCUUUGUACUUUAUGCUUGAGUAUUCAAAUGCUUAGUGAAUUAUUGUUAAGUGUUAUGAUUUUGGUAGUCAAAUAGAUGUGUUAGUUCAUUUGUUAAGUUGUUGAUUAAGCAUUUGGGGUUUUGAAAUGGGAUCUGCUAAUGGAUUUUACACCGGAGAAGAAUUUAAUUUGGAGACAAAAUGGUUGAUUGAUCCGAAGCUUCUUUUUGUUGGUCCUAAGAUUGGAGAAGGUGCUCAUGCCAAAGUGUAUGAGGGAAAAUACAAAAACCAGAAUGUAGCGAUAAAGAUUGUGCAUAAAGGGGAAACGCCAGAGGAGAUCGCUAAGAGGGAAGCUCGUUUCGGAAGGGAGGUUGCAAUGUUAUCCAGAGUUCAGCACAAGAACUUAGUGAAGUUUAUAGGAGCUUGCAAGGAGCCUGUCAUGGUCAUUGUAACUGAACUUCUUCUCGGUGGAACGUUAAGAAAAUACUUGGUGAGCAUGAGACCGAGGUGUUUGGAUACUGCUGUUGCUAUUAGAUUUGCACUUGAUAUAGCUCGUGGAAUGGAAUGCUUGCACUCUCAUGGAAUCAUUCAUCGUGACCUAAAACCUGAGAACUUGCUUUUGACGGCGGACCACAAAACUGUCAAACUUGCGGAUUUUGGUUUGGCAAGAGAAGAGUCGUUGACAGAGAUGAUGACUGCUGAAACUGGAACUUAUCGCUGGAUGGCUCCAGAGCUCUAUAGCACGGUCACUUUAAGACAUGGCGAGAAGAAGCAUUAUAAUCACAAAGUAGAUGCCUACAGUUUUGCAAUUGUCCUGUGGGAACUCAUACAUAACAAAUUACCAUUUGAGGGAAUGUCUAAUUUGCAGGCUGCUUAUGCAGCUGCCUUUAAGAACGUGAGACCAAGUGCUGAUGAUCUUCCGCAGGAUUUGGCUGUCAUUGUAACUUCCUGUUGGAAAGAGGACCCAAACGCUCGUCCCAACUUCACUCAGAUAAUACAGAUGCUUCUACAUUAUCUUUCUGCAGUUUCACCACCAGAACCAGCUAUACCACCUAGGAUUUUCACUUCAGAGAAUCAUGUCUUGCCACCAGAAUCUCCAGGUACCAGCUCGUUAAUGGCCAAGUGCGAUGACUCGGGUGAGACCCCAAAAACACCAAUGGAGAAUCAGCCAAGAGGGUUCUUCUUCUGUUUUAACCAAUGUUACUGAUCCCCAAGGGAAAAAAAAAACUGUUAAUUACCCGGGAUGUAUUCCAAGCUCAGCUAUAUUUUAGGAAGCUCACAAAAAGUUUAGCCCAUAUGUAUCGAUAGAUAACUUAGCUUUUGGUCUUUCUUUGUCUCACCCGCCACAAGAAAAAGGUCGAGCGAUUAGGGACCCUUUUGAAUUUAGCUUUUAUAAGUAAGCCAACCAUGUGAUUCAGAGGUGAAGUUGCUGCAGGAAGAUGCAUGAUCAAGACUCUCCCUUAACACCGAACGCGUUCUGACUUAAUGUGAGGAGUUUCUGGAUGCUGGAGUUGGGUUGCUGUGAUGUAUAUUAUAGUUGUAAAAAAUAAGGUCCAUCCAAAGGCCUGUACUCCAAUCUUUUGUUUAACCUCAAUUGACUCUUGUCAUUUUGGUGCAUUAUUGAAUUGCUAAAUGAGUCAUUAGGAAGUUAGGAACUUGA